AUGUCUAUUAAAUUAUUAUUAGUAUUAUCUAUAUCUAUAUUUAUCUUAUUUUCACCGAUUAUUAAUGCUUUGAUUCCAACUACUGAUCCUCAAUAUUCAGUAUUGAAUAGUAUAUCAUCUGCAGCAUCGAAUCAACAAUCACAAUGGACAUCAAAUGAUAUUCAACAAUGUACAGCUAGAGGGGUACUAUGUAAUACUGAUAAAACAAAAGUUAUAUCAUUAGUAUUAGAUGAAUGGUAUACAGGUAAAUUAAUAAGUGAUAUAUCACAAUUAUCAUCACUUCAAGUACUUUAUCUUAAAGGUAAUGGAAUAGGUUCGACAAUGAGUAUUCCUACACUCCCAAAAUCUUUAAACUAUAUCACUAUUAUCAAUACUUUAUUUCAAGGUAUUGUUCCUAGAUCAAUAUCAAGUUCAUCUUUAGUUUCAUUAACAUUAAGUAAUAACAAAGGAUUAACUGAUAUGUCUACCGUUGAUUUCCUGUCAGCAUCAUUAAAUCAAUUAAAUUAUAUAAACAUUACAAAUAAUAUCAAUAUUAAAUCAAUGUUACCAAAUUUGGCUGAUUUUAAUAGAACUGGAACAAUAAUAAUAAGUGGUAAUGGAUUUACAGGAGGAUUACCCAGUUUAUUUAAUUUAAUAUUCUUUGAUAGUGGUAAAUUAAAAGCAACGGUUGACCUUUCAAAUAAUAGAUUACAAGGUGUCGUUCCACCCUAUGCCUAUUGUAUUUCAAAAUCAAAUUCAUCCAUUUUAAAUCUAAGUGGAAAUAUAUUCUCAUCGACUGGACUGUGUAAUCCCAACCUCAAUGUCAUCUCUCCCAAUCAAUUUACAGAUGUUGGUACCGGGUUCUUGGUCUAUGGUGUUGCUUUUAAUGAAAUUGUAUCCAUUUAUGAUGAUGUUGGUCCUUUAUCUUGUUCAUCUUGGAUUUCUAUUUAUUCAACUAUAAAUUGUAAAUUUAAUAGAUUUAAAGCAUCAUCAACAGGAUAUCAAACGAUUUAUUAUGGACCUGAUAAACAACCAUUUUAUUUACCAUUACAACCACCCAUUGUUGAGAGUGCAACAACUGUUAGUUCAAAGACUGGUGGUCAAAUUACAGUGGUAGGAUACAACUUUCCACCAGUCAUGACAUCUCUUUUAAUUACAGUCGAUAAUGUACCAUGUAAAAAUACAAAAUAUUCACUCUCACAACCCGGUCAUGGAAAAUUGAUAUGUUUGGUAGCUCCAUCAUUGAAAACAAUCACAGAUCCACGUGCAUCCCUUCAAGCAACUAUCAUCAAUCCAAAUAAUCCAUCAUCAAAUUUUACUGGUUCAAAUUAUAACUUUUUAUUAUAUCAAGAUGUAUUAUUAGGAUGUUUAAAUAAUUGUAAUGGUAAUGGUGAAUGUGUUAUGGGUCAAUGUAAAUGUAUUGAUAGUUUUACAGGUCCAAAUUGUUCAAUACCAGUUCGUGAUGUACCAAGUUUGAUUGAAUCAUUCUUGAGUAACGAUACUAGUAACGGACCAUCAAUUAUUGCAAAGAUUGGAAAUGCAACCAUUCAAAUACAAAUGACAUCUGUACAAGAGUACAAUGUAGAUGGUGAUGUAGUUAAAAAUAUAUCACUUGCAACCAACAAGAUUUGGUACAAGACUAUACUCUAUGCUUCAUCCAAUUCCUACUAUUUCUAUGGUUCAAUCAAUGGUGGGAAGACAAAUAUAUCGGCAUCUGUACAAUUAUUUAGUAAUGAUACGGUUUAUGUAUUUGGUAAUGAAAAAAGUAACAUUUCAAGAGGAUCCAUUAAAUUUUCAUUUAAUAUUAGUAAUUGGGAUUGGACAAGUACAAUUAGUACUUUACAAGUACUUUAUUCAACAAGUAUAAAUAUUAAUGGAACACUAGGAGGAAGUACUUCUUCAUCUUCUUCUUUACCAUCAAAUUGUAAACCAAACAACAAUCGAUUAGAUCUUCAACAAGUGAAUGAUCCAUUGGUUCAAGAUUCAUUAAAAUAUGCGUCAUUUAAAAAUCGUCAAUUUGUUGUCAACUCGAGAUUCACUAAUCGUGCCAUUAUCGAUGGUCGAUUCCUAAAUAUUAAAAACAAAAUAGCCAACACCUCGUCAGAACGUACAACCUAUGGUAUACUAGUUCCACAUUUUGAAUCGAGUGCACAAAUUGAUCCAGACUUUUCAUUGAUACUCAGUGACAAUGCUGACAUUAACAAUAAUGGAGAUGACACUUUUACAUGCUCGACAGCUGGUGGUUUGAGUACAGUCAAACUUGUAUCAAUUGUAGUAGUAUGUGGAUUAUUUAUAGUGUCGUUGGCAGUUGGUACCAUCAUUUAUGUAAAGUUUAAAAAAAGAGAAUUAAAAUCAAAACGUAGAGUUCGUAAUGCUACCAAUGCCUACCUUGCAUCAGUUGCUCAAUCAACCAACACUGCCACCACCGCAGGUUCAUCAUCUUCCUAUUCAUCUUCAUCCUCUUCAAUCACUGUGACAACCUACCCAUCAUCCUACUCUUCAACAGCUUCAUCUUUUAUGGGUCAUGGUCAUAUUGAUAAUACUACACCAUCUCCCACUCCACCAGGUUCAGCAUUCUUUAUGAAUUAUUAUUUAAAUCAACAACCUCCAGAUUUAGACAAUAAUAAUAAUAAAUCACAACCUCCCAAAUAA
Messenger RNA from Cavenderia fasciculata, 2631 nucleotides. RefSeq lists its product as uncharacterized. The record is from RefSeq and is a predicted model, not a curated record. Gene Ontology annotation, biological process: sexual reproduction. The transcript has 7 exons. Lineage: Eukaryota; Evosea; Eumycetozoa; Acytosteliales; Cavenderiaceae. Bases 1 to 2631 code for a protein of 876 amino acids.